UGAACAUUCCCCGAGAUAAAUAUACCACGCUUUUCAACGGAAAAAAAAAGAGAGAGAAGAGAGAGAAAGCACGAAGGGAGAGCGAAGAGAGAGAAUUAAAGAGGCGAUCUUUGUUGUGUAUAGAGUUUUUGUGGAUCGACACCUGAAUCCGACAGACUUCUUCAACUGACCGGCAGCUUCUCCGGUUCACAACCUGCCAAUAGCCUCUUGCGAUAGAAAGGGGGAAGGAAGAGAUAAAAUCAACUUCAUUUUCGCACUCAUACCCGAUCACCGAGGAAGAGGCAAGACGGAACGGUCCUUCUGCCACUCCCAUUCCAUCAUUUGUACUUUGUGAAGGACUUGGAAUCGCAGAUUCUCAGCAUCAGCACAAGACCGCCAGCACGAACGGCCUUCACCAUCCGAACACGAGUACCUACUACAACAAGUCGCGAUGUCUUCUUCAGUAUUCUUCAAGUUCAAAUCGCAAAAGGAACCGUCGCGGGUUGCUUUUGACGGAACCGGAAUUUCGGUGUUUGAGCUCAAGAGACAGAUUAUCCAGAUCAACCGGCUAGGAGAUGGUUCAGACUUCGAUCUGGCUAUUUUCAAUCAAGACACCAAUGAAGCUUACGACGAUGACACGACGAUAAUACCGCGUUCCACGUCGAUUAUCGCGAAGCGGCUUCCUCCCUCGAAGCCAGGACGCGGUACUGCCCAGCGCUACGUCAGCGGCAAGAUGCCCACUACUGCUCUGCCAAAUGCUGGACGGCGAGAGAAGAACUUUGGCACGACCGCACAGCCUGCCAAGAAGCCUGAAGCAGAGCACAGCGAUGGACACAGCAAUGCGCCGCUUCCGACUGGUCCGGAAUCCGAGGAGGACAAAAUUGCGGCGAUGUUCCAGGCCCAAGAUGAACAGUGGAACAAGACGCAGGAGCAACUGGCAACUGCGACACCUGUCUACCGGGGUGGAAACCAGGGAUUCAAGAAGAACGCGGCACCUGCGCCCAGUCAUCCUCCACCGGCCGGAUAUGUUUGUUACCGUUGUGGGGAGAAAGGCCAUUGGAUUCAGCAGUGCCCAACCAACGCAGACCCCAACUUCGAUGGUCGGCCACGGAUCAAGCGCACGACCGGUAUUCCGCGGUCUUUCCUCAAGACUGUCGAGAAGCCUAUGCCGCAGGCCAACGACGACCCGACGCUCAACUCGUCCAACCCAACUUCUGUAAUGGUUAACGCGGAUGGUGAAUACGUUGUCGCGAUUGCCGAUCAAGCAUCGUGGGAGUCGUACCAGAAGAAGGCCGGCGGCGUGGCGAGCAAGGCCGAAGAACCUAAGGGUAGCAAGGAGCUGCAGGACAGAGGCAUCGAAUGUAGCAUGUGCCACAAGAUGAUGAGAGAUGCGGUCAAGACGCCCUGCUGCAAGAACGUGUACUGUGAGGAGUGUAUACAAAACGCAUUGCUGGAGAGCGAUUUUGUUUGUCCUACAUGUGAUGCUAAGGAGAUACUGUUGGAUUCUUUGCAUCCGGAUAUUGAGACAAGGAAUAAAGUCGAAGAGUACAAGAAAGAGAAGGAAAACGGGGGUGUCAAGAAGGCGGUCGAUGCACCGAUAGCCCAGGAUAAUCACAAAGUUGUUCCCGCUGUUAUCCCCCCCGCUGCGCCUGCCGCGAUGAGGGUCGUUGCUCCUGCGAACAGGUCACCCUCGGUCACUAAGUCCUCAGCGAGCAGCACUCCUAUCCCAUCCACGGCUACCAUGUCAAAGAAGCGCCCCGCCGAAGACGACCUCGGCCCCGAAGUCCCUCGUGGCCCUGCCGCUAUGCGGAACCAGCAGCAGACGAUGCAGCACCAGCAGCAGCACCACCAACAACAGCACCAGCACCAGCAGCAGCAGCAACAACAGCAACAACAGCAGCAGCAACAGUUCCAGAUCCAAAGCGCCUACGGACCCGCCGCCGGCCAGAAUAUGUAUAACGCGCAAGCCUUUCAGCAACAGUACCCCAACCACGGCCAGCAGGCGUAUGGCGGCAACGGCUACGGCGGCUUCAACAACGGCGGGAUGGGCAUGGACAUGAACGGUAUGAACGGCAUGGGCGGUGGCGCCGGCUACGCGUACAACGCCAACCAAGGCUACAACUUCCAAGGCGGCGCCAACAGCUUCCAGCAGCAGCACCACCAGCAGCACCAGCAGCAGUUCAACUUCCCGCACGCAGGCUACAACGGCUACAACCAGGCGGGCUUCCAGCAGCAGCACCAACAGCAGCAGCAACAGCACCAACAACACCAGCAGUUCAACAAAUUCCCCAUGGGCUUGUCGCAGGGCUCCAACGUCAACGUCAACAUCACGCCCAACGCCAAUGGCGGCAUGGGCUACGGGCCCUUCGCGAACCAGCAGAAGACGGUGUUUAGCGAGCCGUUCCCUAGCGAAGAGGACAGUCCGUACAUGCGCAAGCCGGUCAAUCCCCACCGCCACGCAAGGCCGAAGAGGAUUCGCCCAAGCGACUUCAAGGCGGUUGGUGGAGAGAUGAUGUAGAAUGUCAACUUGCUGCCGACGCCGACGCCGGCGGCGGAGGUGGAUAUAUAAAAUGUCCGUGGUGCUGGUGCUGGUGCUGGUGGUGUGUUUGCUUCGCGGGAUGUAACUUACUUUCUUCUUGUCUUUUCUUCUGACUGACUGACUGGCUUUAUGUCCCUUUGCUUGUCGUUGCUUGUCUACUUUGCUUUUACAUAGGCG
Tricharina praecox is the source of this 2695-nucleotide messenger RNA. RefSeq names its product DWNN domain-containing protein. Gene Ontology annotation, molecular function: nucleic acid binding; zinc ion binding; ubiquitin protein ligase activity. Gene Ontology annotation, biological process: ubiquitin-dependent protein catabolic process; mRNA processing; protein ubiquitination. Gene Ontology annotation, cellular component: nucleus. The transcript is spliced from 4 exons. Lineage: Eukaryota; Fungi; Ascomycota; Pezizomycetes; Pezizales; Pyronemataceae. The coding region runs from base 431 to 2497 and encodes 688 amino acids. The record is from RefSeq and is a predicted model, not a curated record.